Messenger RNA from Kockovaella imperatae, 630 nucleotides. RefSeq lists its product as hypothetical. NCBI's taxonomy places the organism in Eukaryota, Fungi, Basidiomycota, Tremellomycetes, Tremellales, Cuniculitremaceae. The record is from RefSeq and is a predicted model, not a curated record. The transcript has 3 exons. Bases 87 to 557 code for a protein of 156 amino acids.
ACAAUAUCCAAAAUUGAGCAGAAGCGCGUGACGUCUUUCGUUUUCCAAAUUUCUGUUAUUGAACCUCGUCCACCUCUCCCAGUAUCAUGGCGUCCACAUGGGAAGUCAUCUCUUCCGCGUUCACACUCCUGGCCUUUUUGGGCAUCGUCUGUGAGUGGAGCAUACACUUUCCGUCAUUCGCCUCCACAGGGAGUGAGCUCUCACACAAGGAUGCCUCUAUCCUCUUUGCAGAUCUCGGCCUGAAAGUCAAAUCUGCCCUGACCUCGACCACUGAAAGUACCAAGAAAGACCUCUCUUCCAAAGGCGUGACUUACUCCAAUGGUCGAUUAUCCGUUCGAACGGAUAGAGCUGCCCCGUCAAGAGAAGAAUAUUUGGCCAAUACUCGUGCGGCAUUCGAAGCUGGAGCAAAGACUAUGAGCCUGCACCCUGAAGCUUUCAAAACUGGAGCAAGCCGGACAUCUAGCUCAGAGAACAAUGAAUCUGCAGCGAGCUCGACGGCCGUGUCACCUGAUUCUAGCGAGAAGAAGGGAUUCAGGCGAACCAAGAAGCUGGCAUGAUCACCUGUUCGCCAAGGGAUUCUGCCGAAUCAACUGCGAGAGGCCUCAUGAACGGAGAACAUCAUACAACACA